ACACCUUCGGCCGCUGUCCCUACGGUGUCACCUGCCGCUUCGGCCAGGCCCACCUCGGGGACGGCCACCAGAACCUGGUCAACGCCUCCCUGGUGCAGCAAUGGGAGGGGAAGGUGCUGGUGAGGAACGGCCUCUCCAAGGAGCUGCAGCAGCAGCUGCGCAAGAGGAAGUUCAGCUUCCACAAGGCCGAGGAGUUUCUGCGUGGGCUGCGUGCAGGGAAGGGAGGCAAAGCCACGGGGAGCUCCACGGAGGUGUCCAACUGCACUGGUCCCCAGGAGGGCCUGAGGGGCAGCCCUGAGCUGCAGGAGCAGGGAGGGGAUCCCAGACCUGAGGCUCUGCAGAACUCCCAAGGAGCUGAGGAUACCCCCAAACCUGAGGUCCUGCAGAGCUCCCAAAGGGCUGAGGAUGCUCCCAGACCUGAGGCUCUGCAGAGCUCCCGAGGGGCUGAGGAUGCUGCCAAACCUGAGGUCCUGCACAGCUUCAGAGGAGCUGAGGAUGCUCCCAAACCUGAGGCUCUGCAGAACUCCCAAGGAGCUGAGGAUACCCCCAAACCUGAGGUCCUGCAGACCUCCAGACGAGCUGAGGAUGCUGCCAAACCUGAUGUCCUGCAGAGCUCCCAAAGGGCUGAGGAUGCUCCCAGACCUGAGGCUCUGCAGAGCUCCAGAGAAGCUCAGGAUACCCCCAAACCUGAGGUUCUGCAGAACUCCCAAAGGGCUGAGGGUGCUCCCAACCCUGAGGUCGUGAGGAACUCCCAAGGAGCUGAUGGUGCUCCCUCCAUCCCAACCCUGGGCCCGCUGACAGAUGAGGACAUCACGAAGCUGCGGCCGUGUGAGAAGAAGAAGCUGGAUAUCCAGGGCAAGCUGUACCUGGCUCCACUGACCACGUGUGGAAACCUCCCGUUCCGACGGAUCUGCAAACGUUUUGGGGCAGAUGUCACCUGUGGGGAGAUGGCUGUGUGCACCAACCUGCUCCAGGGCCAGUCCUCCGAGUGGGCUCUGCUCAAGCGCCACCACACCGAGGACAUCUUCGGGGUGCAGCUGGAGGGAGCCUUUCCAGACACCAUGACCAAGUGUGCAGAGCUGCUGAACAGGACAAUCGACGUGGAUUUUGUUGACAUCAACGUCGGCUGUCCCAUCGACCUGGUCUACAAGAAGGGAGGAGGCUGUGCUCUCAUGACUCGCUCCAACAAGUUUGAGCAGAUCGUCCGCGGGAUGAACUCGGUGCUGGAUGUCCCCCUGACGGUGAAGAUCCGCACUGGGGUGCAGGAGAAGGUCAACGUGGCUCACAAAAUCAUCCCCAGGAUCCGCGAGUGGGGCGCGUCCAUGGUCACG
This is a messenger RNA of Zonotrichia albicollis (white-throated sparrow), 1331 nucleotides long. The record is from RefSeq and is a predicted model, not a curated record. NCBI's taxonomy places the organism in Eukaryota, Metazoa, Chordata, Aves, Passeriformes, Passerellidae.